This is a messenger RNA of Colletotrichum costaricense, 885 nucleotides long. RefSeq lists its product as uncharacterized. The record is from RefSeq and is a predicted model, not a curated record. NCBI's taxonomy places the organism in Eukaryota, Fungi, Ascomycota, Sordariomycetes, Glomerellales, Glomerellaceae. The transcript is spliced from 3 exons. Bases 1 to 885 code for a protein of 294 amino acids.
AUGGUCACCCGCGCCCAGGUCCAACACUCCAACGCCGCCCUUACAUCCCGAACCGCGCCCCGAACGGCCGUCUUCCUAGGCGGCACGUCAGGCCUCGGCAAGCUCACCCUCAUCGAGCUGGUGUCCCUCGGCUUUCCCAUACGGGUCUACAUCGCCGGCCGCAAAGCCACGGAGCCGGCGAUGAGACCCGUGCUCGAGGACCUGCGGCAGAAGAACCCGCGUGCCGAGCUGGUUUGGGUCGAGGCCGAGGUCUCGUUGCUGGCAGAGACGAGAAGGGUUUAUACUGCGGAAGGGAUAGAUGUCUGCCAUUCCCUGGAGUACUACUCCCGCAUGCUCGCAACCCUCCACCUCCUCCCCCUCCUCCGCGCCUCCGCCUCCGCAUCCUUAUCCUCCCCCGGCCCAAGCCCCUCCCCGCGCGUCCUCACCGUCCUGGCAGGCAGCAUGCUCUCCACCCGCAUCGACGCAACAGACCUCAACCUCACCCGCUCGUCCCCCAGCAACACCAACAGCAGCAGACUCUUCGGCUUCAAGACGCAGACGCACAUGUCAAUCAUGAACACCCUCUUCCUAGACAGGCUCGCCUCCGACCCGGCCAACGCGGGGGUUUCUUUUGUCCAUAAUUGGCCUGGCGCCGUGGACACGGGGAACAUGGCGCGGUAUCACACGCCGACGUGGUGGAGUCCGUUCCCGCUGACGAAUUUGCUGAAGCCGUUGUUUUUGGUGAUGGGGUUUGAGGAGAGGGAGGCGGGUGAGAGGCAUGUUUAUUUGGCGACUUGUGGGAGGUUUGGUGGGAAACCGAAAGGGGAAAAGGAGGGGGACGGGAAGGAGAAAGGAUCUUCGCUAGCUAUAUACUUCACAGAGCAAGGGUCCUUCAUCAAGUUCUGA